AUCUAUGAAGGGUUUGAAAUAUUUUGUUUACUAGUGGGUACUAAGUAUUUACCAAUGAGUGUUUGACAGUGAAUUUUAUAUUGAAAAGUUGUUCGUUAGAGGUUGUAUUUUAGUGUUUUGUGAAGUGUGAUGUUAGGUACUUAGGAUGCGGUGGAGUUGGCUCUGGCUGGCUGUGCUGGUGGCGGCUGUCACUGCCAAGGGGAAGAAACAUCGCCAUAAUAAGCCUGGUCGCGCUCUCCUAGACCGGCUGUCUAGUACGACUGUGGGCGAGGUGCUCACGAGCGGAGCGGCUAACGGGCUGGUCCCCGCUCCGCUGGAUGUGGCACCCUACUCCACUGUGACAGCCAACGCCACCUGCGGCGAUGCCGGUGCUGAGGAGUACUGCCGAGACACACCAGGAAAGCGUGGUGUGGUGUGUGACGUGUGCGAGGGGGACGGUGGGCCGGCGCGGCGGCGGCACCCGGCAGCGCACGCGCAUGACGGCGACCCCGCCACCUGGUGGCAGAGCCCCACGCUCGCGGCUGGAGACUACCAGCACGUCGAACUGCUCACUACAUUACCUGACAAAAUGGAGCUACUUCAUGUAAUCAUCAAGUCAGGGCCGUCUCCCCGCCCCUUGGCCUGGUCCCUGGAGGUCUCUCCCUCAGAGGAGGGCGACGACUGGAGAAUGGUGCGGGCCUUCGGAGACAGGGACCACUGCCGUAAACUCUGGGACCUUAGGCCCGAGAGACGCCGCCGCAAGGCGAGGGCAGCGAAGAGAAUCAACAGAGCUGAUAAACCUGCCUGUUCCACACAGUUUGCUAGCCCGAGACCGUUGGAGAAUGGGGAGAUGCACGUGGGUAUAGGCGAGGGAGUGCUAGCGCGGCGCGUGCGACUCUCGUUCCGCGCUACGCAUGCGGGCCCCGCACGCCAGCAGUACUACACCGUGCGGGCGUUGACGAUAGCCGCGCGGUGUCUGUGCCACGGACACGCUACUAAGUGCCAUGUUAAUGCUAAGGGUGCAAAAUGCGAGUGUGUCCACGGCACGUGCGGGGCCCACUGCCAGCGGUGCUGCAGCGGCGGGGCCUGGGCCCCUCAGGAGCCGUGCUCUGAGGGCAGCAGCGAGUGCGAGUGUGGAGAGCGAGGGGCCUGCUCCUAUGACGAUACAGGGGCCAUCUUGUGUGUUAAUUGCACGGAGAAUCGAGCUGGGCCCCUUUGCGACAAAUGCCUGUUUGGGUUUUACAACGCGUUGCCUGAUGGUCCGUGCCUACCUUGCGACUGUGAUCCUCAGGGAUCCGAUGGCUCGUGCGCAUGGGACAAGAAGCUCCGUCAAGCGACAUGCGAGUGCCUCCCCGGGUAUACCGGCGCACGAUGCGAUGCGUGCGAUACGGCGGCGCAGUUCCCCGCGUGCCAGGCGCCCGCGCCCACCGCGCCGCCCUGCAAGUGCGACCCGCGCGGGGUGCUGGAUCCGGAGCGAGUGUGCGAUGAUGUCUGCGAGUGUAAGAGCAACGUGGUAGGCGAGCGAUGCGACACAUGUGCCCCGGGACACUUCGGUCUGAGCGCGGAGCUGGCGGCGGGCUGCCGACCCUGCUACUGCUCGCACAUCACUGACUCCUGCAGGCUGGCUGACCCUGACGAGCUGGAGCCGCCUAGAGAUGUUAUUCUACCCCUCGGAGAGGCGUGGCUCAUCUCUGACUCUGAAGGCAACGCGACGAUAGAGCCCUCUAUCGACGAGCAAGGGAAACCAUUCGUCAUCAGCUAUGAGGUAGAAGGGUGGGAGAACUUCUACUGGUUCACUCGCUCGUUCAGCGGCGAGCAGCUGGCGGCCUACGGGGGCGAAGUCCGGGCCUCCGUGUACUGGGGCAUCGUUAGAGGAGACACCGGGGGCAACCCUACCUUCGGCCCUGAUGUCGUACUUGUUGGCACUGAUGGCAGUAUGUUAGCAUACACGAACACCAGUCACGAAACUCCUGGGCAGCUGCAGAUAUCAGUGCCUCUUCUGGAAGGGGGUUGGCGACUCCUGGGCGAAGACCAGCUGGCUACCAGGACACAGCUGAUGGAUGUGCUGCGAGACCUGAAGGGAAUUAUGCUGAAGGCGCAUUAUCAUUUUGAUCAGGACGAGGUCCGACUAGAGUCAGCAGGUGUCCGCGGCGGCUCAGUCCCCCGCGAGCGCUGCGCGUGCGGACGAGCACAUGCCGGCGCGCACUGCCAGCGCUGCGCCUGGACACACGCGCGGCUGCCACGACCUGCGGGUACUACGCCUAACUUCGACUGCCUGCCCUGCGCCUGUAAUGAUCAUGCUGGAUGUGAUACUGUGGAUGGGCCAUGCGGCCCAUGUCAGCACAACACUACGGGUCCGCGCUGCGAACGCUGUCUCCCGGGACACUACGGGAAUCCUGUACAGGGAGCAUGCAAGCCUUGCGCAUGUCCUCUGUUCGAGGCGAGUAACAACUUCAGUCCGAACUGCGCGCUCGCCAGCGCUCACGGCGACGAGUACGUCUGCACACAGUGUCCCGACGGCUACACCGGCGACCAUUGCGAGAACUGUGACUUCGGGUACUGGGGUUCCCCCACGACCCCCGGGGGCCGGUGCGUGGCGUGCUCGUGCGGCGGGUCCCCGUGCCACGCCAGCACGGGCCGCUGCCUCACGUGCCCGCCGCACAGCGAGGGAGCCCGCUGUGACUUGUGCAAGGAAGGCUACUGGUUCGGCGGCAGUACAAGCAACACGAGCACAAGUAACUCGAGCGUGGCUGUGUCGUGCGUGUCGUGCGCGUGCGGCGCGGGCGCGCUGUCGGGCGCCUGCGACGCGCGCUCCGGCCACUGCGCCUGCCGCGCCGGCUGGGCCGGCCGGGCCUGUGAUACCUGUCUGCAAGGAUAUGGAGGCAUAUCAGCGGGUUGUCCAGCCUGCCGCUGCGGUACCGCAGCACUAAACACAACGUGCGACGCGGUAACGGGGGAGUGCGCAUGCGCGCCGGGCGCCGCGCCGCCAUCUUGCGAUAUCUGCCUCGAUGAACAUUACGGACUCAACGCGACUGGCUGCUUGGGCUGCAACUGUUCGUCGAUAGGUUCGGAGAGCAACGUGUGCGACAUAAGGACGGGACAGUGCCGAUGCAAGCAACACGUUACCGGCAGGGCUUGUGAUACAUGCGAGGAAGGUUACUGGGGCCUAAAACUGGGUGGUUGUCGGCGCUGCGCGUGCGGCCCGGGUGCGUCGGCCUGCGACCCGGAGACCGGCGCCUGCGCGUGCGCCGACGGAGUGGGCGGCGCGCACUGUGAUACAUGCCUCUCUGGGUACUAUGGGUUCGGACCUGCUGGCUGUUUACCAUGUCCAAGCUGCUCAGACGGCAAGGUGUGCUCGCCGCACAGCGGGCGCUGCGUGUGCCCGGGCGGGUCCAUGGGUGCAGGGUGCAGGCAGUGCGCGCGCGGCUACUGGGCCGUCGGCAAUACUUGCCGGCCCUGCAGCUGUGGAGCUGGGGCUGUGUCUAACAUAUGCGACGGUCACACAGGGGAAUGCAAGUGCCGCGCGGGCUGGGCGGGCGGCACUUGCGAGCAGUGCGCGCCGGGGCACUACGGGCCGAAGUGCCGCCCGUGUCAGUGCCACGCGCCCGGCACGAGGGACUGUGACGACGGGCUGUGUCCUUGUGACGAGUGGGGACGCUGUCAUUGUAAGGAAAACGUAGUAGGCGAGAAAUGCGACGCCUGUCUCACGGGUACAUUCGGUCUAUCCGCUCACAACCCAUCGGGCUGCACCGCGUGCUUCUGCUUCGGACGCGCGGCCGCGUGUACACAGGCGACGCUGUCCCGCGCCGCGCUGCAUGCCGCCGCGCCGCUGCAUGUCACGCUGCAGCGCCCGGCACAGGAUGUCAUCACUACGAUGGACCAAGACUCCCUCCUCGCCAUCCACACACACACGCCGGACCCCACAAUCACCCUCCCCUGGCCCCCGGUCCCCGUAUACGUAGAACUAGACAAGCGGUUCGUGGGGGAUCGCGUGACGUCAUACGGGGGGUCAUUGCGGUUCCGUGUCGAAGAAGAAGGGGGGGUGGAGCUCAGUCAUGACGUCAUCAAGAGGUUCCCGCUCGUCAGGUUGUACACGAAGAGUAUUGUGUUGGAGUAUUUUGAGACAAAUCCCGGAAUAAACGGUAGCCACUCGGUCCGCCUGCACGAGUCGCUGUGGCACGUGCGUGGCGGCGGGCGCGCGUCGCGCUCGGCGCUGAUGCUGGCGCUGCGCGCGCUGGACAAGCUGCUCAUCCGCCUCACCACGCGCGCGCCCACCAGGACCGAGCACGUGCAUGCGCUGCUUCUAAACGUAUCCCUGGACACAGCCAUCCCGGGCCUCAGUCGUUCCGAGCCAGCGUUAGGCGUGGAACUGUGCGACUGUCCCCGGGGCUACUCCGCCAGCUCGUGCCAGACGCCAGCCCCGGGCUACUGGCUGCCAGCCCCGGCUGUCCACAUGGCUACGGUGGCUGGCACUAUCGUCAUCAGCUUGGAGGGGGACGCCCAGCCUUGUAUGUGUAAUGGCAGGGCGACGGAGUGCCAUCCUGAGACUGGGGAGUGUUUGAACUGCACUAUGGGCACGGGCGGGCCCCGCUGUGCGUCGUGCGCGGCGGGACACUACGGGUCCCCGGGGGCCCCGGGCGGGUGCCAGGCGUGCCCGUGUCCCGAGAGAGCGCGUAACUUCGCCGACGCGUGCGUCGUGCAUCAUGGGAAGGUGCAGUGUUUGUGUAAACCUGGCUACACAGGGCCGGAGUGCGCCUCGUGCGCUGGCGGGUACCGGCGCGCGGGCGGCGCGUGCGUGUCGUGCGGCUGCCACGCGGCCGGCAGUCACUCGCCGCACUGCGACGCGGCCGGACGCUGCCGCUGCCGAGACUUCGCGACUGGCGCGCGGUGCGACCAGUGCAGGCCGUAUAGAACGUACAUGGAUGAAGAUGGCUGUAGACCGUGUGACAACUGCACACUAACACUCCUCGAUUCAGUCGAGGCCCUAACCUCAGAGUUACGCACCAAAGCCGACCCAACAGAACUGUCACGCAUACCAAAACCUUUCGCCGCCCUCCGAGAGUUCUCCCACAACACCACCACACUCCAAUCUAGUCUCAACCAUCUAAAGAAUAAUCUAGAACAUUCCAAAAACUUAGAAGAUAGACUUGGACAGUUAGAAGAUAUGGAACAUAGGGUCUUUACUGAGGCUAAUGCCUUGAAAUCUGAAGCUAAACGACGGGAGAAAGAGGCUGAUUACUUGAGCCUGGAGAGUAUGAGUGCUUUGGAAGAGGUUCUGAAGAUCAGGAGACAGAUCAGUGAGCAGGUGGAAGCAUUAGAUGAGUUUGCGAGAGGAGAGAAGCAUCUGAGUGCGCACAGAGCGCUGAAGGAGGCGAAACAUUUGUUGAGGCAGAUUAAGGACUUGAAGCUGAUUGAUUACGUGACGGGGGCUAAUGAUGUAUUUGACGCGGCACAUCUCCAAUCGACAUCAGUUCAGGAACGCAACUACCGUCUCCAAGAUACAUACCGCCGCCUCUCCUCACUCCGGUCAGCGCUCGACACCUGGGAGCUGAAGGCUGCUGACCUUCAGAAGCUGGCGGAAACCGUGUGGAAGGCUGAUGAUACCGUGACGGCCUUGAAGGAGAGGGUGAAGCCACGGCUGGCUGCUGUCAGGGAUAUUGGGUUGAGGUGCCGGCUUGUGUUGGAGGACAUAACAACGCUAUCAGCGAACAACAUUACCGAUGAGAUCCGCUCGUCCCUCCUGCAAGCGCAGACCCUGGGCAUCAAGUUCCCGACACUGGCGGCUGAGCUGGCAGUCCUGACCCUGGCUGCGGAGGAGAAGGAGGGCAUUCUGUAUAAUCUGACGCCAGUUUAUAAACAGAAGUAUCUGGAAGCUGUUGAGAAACAUGUCACGGAGUUGGGGGUUAAAGCCAAAGAAUAUAAAAGCCUGUUCGCGGGCAGUCGCGCCGCAGCAUCGCUGGGAGUAUCAGCAGCUCAGGCGUGGUCCCACGUGGCGACGCAAGUGAAGGAAGCUGCCGCCGCAGCCGACGCGGCCAGCAAGGCGGCGGCCGCAGCCACGUCGCUGGCACAGGGCAACGUGCCCAUGGCGCAUAGUGCUGCUAAGGGCAAGAAUACCUCUGAGGAUUUGAAGAAGAGGGGCGCUGCUGUGCUGGCUAAGGCUGAUGAACUACGCAGCCAACUAGAACACCUCCGCCGCGGUGCUGACGUGGUCAGCGUAGUACUCCGCGGUCUCGGCUGGCAGGAGCGCGAGCUCAGCGGCCGGCCCCGCGCCACCGUACUCCCAACCCUCACGGCCGCCAACGACCAGGCCGACCGGGUGUUCGCCAGCACCAGGGUCCUGUAUGAUGAGGCCAGUGAGCUGAGGAGGAGGGUGCGGUACCAUCUGAGGAGACAGCUGACGGAGUUGCAAAGACAUGGGGACACGGCGUUAGGAGCUGCGCAGGAGCAUGUAUCCCAAAUCCGCGGCAACACAGUCCGCGGUGCUGAGACGGCCGCGGCACUGGCGGCGGCGGCGGCUGCCCGCGCCCGCCAGCACGCUGCUGCCAGCGCCACACUCGCGCCCGCGCUGCUGGCGCUGCAGCACCAGGUGGAGAGAGCCAGGCAUGCCGCUCAUACGAUCUCAGUAUCACUGACAUCCCCCCCGCUGUCGGCGGCGGGCUGCGCGCGCGCAUACGCGGUGUGGGCGGCGUCGCCCGCCGUGUCGCGGCUCGCGCUCGCGCUGUCCUUCGACGGCAAGAUGUCGGACGGACCGCUGCUGUACCUCAGUGAUGAUACACAGGAAACAGAGAGAUACAUGAAGCUGUCAGUCGCGAACAGCAAGCUGCGGCUGGCGUGGCAGCUGGGGGCGGGCGAGGCCGUCAUCCUGCACCCCGAGCUGCUGCAGGCCACGCACGACGACGCAGACCACACCACUUACAGGGUCGAUAUAGAACGAGUAUGGAACACAGUACACCUUCGCGUCGAGCGUCUCGGCAGCACCUCUACAGCCAACAGCCUGACCUCCGCUUCGAACUCCAGCGCUGCCUCCGCGGGUAGCCUGCAGCCGUCACAGCUGUGGCUGGGCUGGCCCGGCGGCGGCGCCGGCUUGCCAGCUUGCGUACAUGCGCUGUAUACUGAUGAUAGGACUGUGGGGCUGUGGAACUUUGUUCAGCAGCCGAAGGAGGCCCAGUGUACGGGAUGUACGCAGAGAUGGUACAGCGGCCGAGGCGACGAGCCCUCCAUGGUGUGGUUCAACGGCGCGGGCUACGUGGAGCUGGUCCGCUCCCGCGCCCGCCCCGCCGACCGGAGGCAGUUCAGCGUCGCCUUCACCUUCCGCACCAGGGACGAGGAUGCGCUGCUCUUCAUGGCGCUCGAUACUGCUAAUAACCGUUCAGUGUCAGUCACACUCCGCGAGUGUCGGGUAGUGUUCACGGUGGAGUACGGCGGGUCGCGGCUGCAGAUCACGGCGGCGGGGCGCCACUGCGGCGGCAGGCCCGCGCAUGUGCAGGCCAUCAGGGUGUUCGCCAGCAACAAGCUGGAGAAAGGCAGCCUGCGCGUGAACGGCGAGGAGACGCUGGGGUCCCCCGCGCCGCCCGUGCAGGCCCCCGCAGCUCUGCCUGACCUCGCGGCCGCGCGCUACUGGCUCGGCGGCGCGCCGCCCGGGGCCCCGGGGCCCGCGCCGCGCCCGCUGCUGGGCUGCGUCGGCGCCGUCACCGUCGACAGGGCGGGCUAUGAUCUCAUGGAUGCACCCACGAGGUUUGGAGUUGAACCACGCUGUGGGGAGAGGACGCUCCGCUCAGCCAUCCUCAAAGGCACAGGUUACAUCGAGCUACCAUCCCCCCUCAUCCGUCGCAAGGCCUCUCUGGGCAUCUCCUUCAGGACCCACACUCCAGACGGGCUGCUGCUGUACCGGCCACCGGCUGCUGACAACGAGCUCGCUGAUGAUGGAGACAAACAUUACUUCGCGCUGGUGAUGAAAGCUGGAGAAUUAGAACUGGUAGCAGAUGCUGGUAAAGGCGAGAUGCGGUUGCGAACCAACGGUACCAGGUUCAAUGAUGGGAGGUUGCAUACUGUCAGGAUUAUUAGGAUGCAUAAACAGCUAGAACUAUGGGUGGAUGAGGAGCAACUGGGCAGCGGUUUGCUCCCGGGCAGCGCCUUCCCCGCGAGACCUGCUGGCAUGUUCCUCGGGGGAGUCAGGGAGACUCUCCAAGCGGCGGUCCCACUUGCUGCUUUUAAAGGAACCUUGGCGGAUUUUAUUGUUGAUGCUCAGCUAAUAGGUCUUCAGACGGCAAUAUCGUGGAGUGGGGCAGCCCUGGGCCGCGCGGACGGCUCGCAUACGCGGCCGCCUCGCGCCGAGCCACGAGCGCUGCACCAGCAGCCUGACCAUGCUGGCUGUACCAAGACAUCAUCGUACACAGUAGAAGCCGGCGCAGUGAAGUUCGGCGACACAGCACACAGCCACGCGCACCUGCGCCUGCCUCGCUCCCCCGCGCGGCGCCGCGACCUGACGCUGUCGCUGCAGAUACGCACCUUCGCCAGCGACGGCCUGCUGCUGCUGGCGCCGGGUUCUAAAGGAAAACCAAAGCAGUUCAUGGCGCUGGUGCUUCGCGAGAGCAAGCUGCGGCUGGUGGUGCGCAACCGCAAGCGCAAGGAGAUCGCACUCGCCGCCAACGUCAGCGACGGCAACUGGAGACAGGUAUCAAUCCGCGUGUCCCGUAACCGCGUGCAGCUAUCGUCAGAGGGCGCUGCGGUAACAACCCACACGCAGGCGGCUGCGCGCGCGCAUCGACUGUAUGUGGGCGGGUUGCCUGCACCGCCAGCGCUGCCUCAUCUGCCUAACUGGAUAACCCUGGUGCGUGGUUUCCUGGGUUGCAUCCGCCGCGUGUCGGUGAACGGUCGCGCGGAGGACCUGGUGCGCGACGCGCAGGCGCACCACGGCGUGGGGCAGUGCUUCCCCAACGUCGAGCGGGCUGCUUACUUCGGAGGCGAUGCGUACGCGACGUGGUCCAGCUCGUGGCAGCUGGCGGCGGGCGCGGAGGAGCUGCGCCUGCAGUUCCGCACCAGCGAGCCCGACGGCGUGCUGCUGGCGGCCGCAGGGCUGCUGCUGGAGAUCAAGGAUGGCGCCGUGAGUAUACUGCCGCGUACACUCGUGCUCUACGAGGAGCUGCGCCUGCAGUUCCGCACCAGCGAGCCCGACGGCGUGCUGCUGGCGGCCGCAGGGCUGCUGCUGGAGAUCAAGGAUGGCGCCGUGAGUAUACUGCCGCUAUACUGCCGCGUACACUCGUGCUCUAGCGAGGAGCUGCGCCUGCAGUUCCGCACCAGCGAGCCCGACGGCGUGCUGCUGGCGGCCGCAGGGCUGCUGCUGGAGAUCAAGGAUGGCGCCGUGGUGCUAUCCCGCUCGUCGGGCGGCUCAGAACGCUCCCGCAUCGCAUGGCGCGCGGCGGGCGGCGGCGCGUGCGACGGCGCGUGGCACUCCGUGCGCGCGCGCCUGCGCCCCGCACUCGCGCUGCAGCUGGACGACAACGAGCUGCUGCGAGACUCGCCACCUACUGCCCUGCUUGACGCGCCUGAUGCACCGCCCCCUACACAGUUGUACAUCGCUGGACUGCCUGAAGGUGUAAUGGAGACCACGGACGGCGGCAAAAACUUCAACGGCUGCAUCCGAGACGUCGUAAUAGGAGGACAGAAGAAAGACUGGAAAGAAAUGGAGUCACUUCACAACGUCCUACUGGACUCCUGUCCCAUACCACAGUAGACCUUAUGCCACAGGUUAUAAGGUUCAAAUUCAAAUGUAACGAACAAUAUGCUUCGUUCACUCAGUGCCAUGUUUAGCCUAGCGUGGGCCGAGACUUGUACUUAUGAAAUUAAUAGAAAAUCGAUUAAGAUUACUGCCAAAAUAAUGGCGACAAUGUCUGAUCGAUUUGGUUAUAAGCCAAUGUUCUUUUAACAUCAUACAUUGUUGUGACUUACUUGCCUCUACCAUUCUUUAUACUUAAUCGAAUGUACUUAUGCCAAUAAAGAAAAACUAAUAUGGGCCAAUUACAUGAAAAAGCAAUCGACUUAUUUCUCUUAACGGCCAAAGAGUACAAAGGGGAAACCGUGUGUGCGAUUCCUAAACAGAAUGUAAUAGUCUGCAAUGUGCCUUAUAUUGUGUAGUCUGUACCAAAAAGUGCCAUUACUAUAAUAAUUUUAUACAAGUUAGUGCUGAUCCAUAGAUCUGUUCCAAUCGAAUACCUAUCGAUAAAAUUGAAAACAGAACUCUCAAACUAUCGAUAUUUUAUUUUUCAUAUUUUGCCUCGAUUUAUAAUAAUCACAUUUCAGACAGUGAGGCUUUUUACGAGGCUAUGUAAAUAUGUUAGAAUACACAACUCUAGCGCAAAUACUCCUGUAAAUAGAGUACUUAAUAUUUCCACCAGUAUUCUUAUGAUAAAUGUACAUAAUAAUUUAGUUUAUUUUUCUUUAAUUUUGUUAUAAUUAACUUAGGAUAGAGCACGGAGUAAAUUUUAAAGAGAUGCGAUCAGAGAGCCAAUUAAAAAAUCGUGUUUCAAAAAUACUUUUAUUCGAUUUUAGAACCUCCUCUUUUUUGUUAAAUGGAUUAAGUGAAGCCAUCUUUACUCCAUGGCCAAAUACAAACGACAAAAAGUUGUUGAAAUCAAAAUGAUUAUUAUUGUUGAAGGAAAGAUGCAUUUAAAUAAUAGUCAUUAGUGUAAUCUAGGCAUUUAUGUGCUGUAGGAAUUGCUAUUUGUAAAUGAACAGCUAUAUUUUCUAAAACUUUUUGGACACUAGGAUUGUUUAUCUAACCUGAUUGACAUUUGUUGGUAAACUGUGUUUUGUUGUUUUACACAAGAAGAAAUGUAUAAAUUAUAUUAUUGACGCCAGAAUAAUGUUACAUUAAAUAAUUGUAUUGUUUGAUUGUAUUUUCAUCUGACCAAAAUACCAAAUUGUUAUUUAACAUUGUUUUAUUAUGAAAUUUAUAAUUCGAUUGCUGUCUUUUCGGCAUACACUUUUCAUAAGAUGUGUGCGUUGAAGUUGCGAGCACUUUAUGUUCAAUCAAAUAAUAAUGUAGUAUUGUAAAUAAAUAAAUAGGGAUCAGCUUUAAUAGUUAAAAAGAGCGAUUCAUUGUCACAAAAAUAAUUUAUUUAAGAAUCAAGUGUUCAGUAGAAUAUAAUUGUACAUAAUUAGUUUGGUCGAUGUAUAUAAAAUACGUAUUUAUUAUACCUGCUUUUCAGAGGAGAAAUAAAAGUCGACUGUGGCAAUAAAAAACA
Messenger RNA from Helicoverpa armigera (cotton bollworm), 11222 nucleotides. It is a transcript of the gene Wb, whose product is annotated as wing blister. Gene Ontology annotation, biological process: tissue development; animal organ morphogenesis. Gene Ontology annotation, cellular component: basement membrane. Bases 146 to 9712 code for a protein of 3188 amino acids. The transcript is spliced from 53 exons. Lineage: Eukaryota; Metazoa; Arthropoda; Insecta; Lepidoptera; Noctuidae. The record is from RefSeq and is a predicted model, not a curated record. Gene Ontology annotation, molecular function: extracellular matrix structural constituent.